Molecule: messenger RNA, 591 nt
Organism: Juglans regia (Persian walnut)
Lineage: Eukaryota; Viridiplantae; Streptophyta; Magnoliopsida; Fagales; Juglandaceae
Exons: 1
Coding region: 1-591 (196 amino acids)
Source: RefSeq, a predicted model, not a curated record
AUGGAAGACCAGAGAACCAAACCAUCCAUCUUUCUCGACUUCAACAACAUAACCAACCCUUACCGUCUGGACCACGGAGACAACCCCUCCAUUUCACUAGUUCCAGAAUUACUCACCACAGACAACUACACCACCUGGUCCAGAGCAAUGUGCCAUGCACUGCGAGCCAGAAACAAAAUCGGUUUCAUCAACGGCACAAUAUCCAAACCUACGGACCCAGAAGACCCACUACUUGGAGCAUGGGAACGAUGCAAUGACCUCGUGGUCUCAUGGCUGCAGAACUCGAUCAGCCAAAACCUCAAAUCCAGCAUCGCACUAGUUGACGACACCCCCGUGAUCUGGGAAGAGCUAAAAGACAGGUUCACACAAGAAAACGGACCACAGAUCUUUCAGCUGAAGAAAGCAUUGGCAGGAUCACAACAGGAACAAGACCCCGUAAGUAUUUACUUCGGAAAACUAAAAUCCCUAUGGGAUGAACUAGGGAUAUACGAUCCCAUUCCCAACUAUGACUGCGGAAAGCUAAAGGUCCUUGUUGACAGGUACCAACGAGACUGCGUAAUACAGUUUCUGAUGGGUCUAAAUGAUUCCUAG